Leguminivora glycinivorella is the source of this 1294-nucleotide messenger RNA. RefSeq names its product mitochondrial amidoxime reducing component 2-like. The coding region runs from base 91 to 1080 and encodes 329 amino acids. NCBI's taxonomy places the organism in Eukaryota, Metazoa, Arthropoda, Insecta, Lepidoptera, Tortricidae. The record is from RefSeq and is a predicted model, not a curated record. Gene Ontology annotation, molecular function: molybdenum ion binding; pyridoxal phosphate binding; catalytic activity. The transcript is spliced from 8 exons.
GUCAGUAGUUGCUUGUUAGUGGCCGAGUGUUUGUGUUUCUUUAUUAAUUGUUAUUGUUAUUACUCAUUUCUAACUAUUGAUAAGAUUAUUAUGCUGAAGCAAGCUCCCUACACCACAGCCGCCGUGACAGCGGGCGUUAUAGGCAGUGCCUACUUCGUCUACUCCAUCUACCAGAACCGAAAGAGGUUACCGACGGAGUGGACGCAAGUCGGUACCCUGGAGAAUAUGUACGCGUACCCGAUCAAGUCGUGUGGGGGCGUUGUCAUGGAGACGGCUAUGUGCGCGACGUUGGGGCUACAGGACGGCUGGUUAAGGGACAGAGUGCUCAUGGUUGUAGACGAGAACGGCAACUUCGUGACGGCCAGGAACUACCCAGAGCUACUCCUGGUGCAACCCAGCGUGCGGAACUCCAUCCUCACCCUGAAGCACCGCGAUAUGGAGCCCGUCUAUGUCAACUUAGCAGAGGUGGUUGCGUUGCAGAGCCCCAAAUCAGCGGUGGUGUGGGGAGUGACGGUGCCUGUGCUCGACUGCGGGUGGGAGGUCUCCGAAUGGUUUUCUAGACUAUUGGACAUGUCCGCGAUCAACUUCCGCUUAGUUUACUACGCGACGCAAAAGCCGAGGAAGUUGAACCUUAUGGGGAACACGUUUUACAAGUUCACCAAGAAUGACACGGGAGCGCUCACGGACGAGACCUCGUACCACUUAAUCAACGCUGCCUCCGUUACCGACCUCAACGCCCGUCUGCAGUCCUGUCAGGUCACUCACCACACAUUCCGGCCAAACUUCGUGGUACAGGGCCCGCAGCCGUAUGAGGAGGAUCGUUGGCGGUUCCUUAAGAUUGGAGAUAAUGUGUUUGAAGUCAUCAAGCCGUGUUUUAGAUGUACAUUGACAACAAUCGACCCGGAGACAGGAGUGAGGAGAGAGGAACGGGAGCCAUUAGAGACUUUGAAAACCUACCGCCAAAUCUUGGAUUCUGAAGAACGCCGCGCAUCUGGCAACGCUCCCCGCAUGGGACUACAGCUGGCGCUCCGCUCCGGACACGGACCAGUCUCCAUCCAUGACCCUGUGUUCGCCGCGUGACCUUUGUCCCAAGACUAGUACAGUCUGCUGUUAACUCUCACAGCUGGGACAGUGCAUUCCUUCACAAGUUUGUGUUCGCUGUUGCUUUGUCUUAUGACAAGCUCAAAAUAAUUCACGUGCACUCUGAAGAACGCCGCGCAUCCAGUAACGCUCCCCGCAUGGCGGACUUGGACCAGUCCCUCUCCACGACACUGUUUUCGCCCGUGACCUUUGU